AUGACAUCCGCCAAAGAGAAACUCAAUGCCGUCUUCGACCCAGCCGGCCGGGGCCUGUCCCCGGAGAUCCUGGACGUGCUGGAAUCCACACUACGACUACACUCGCUGACGGUGGACGAACUGUUCGUCAAAUGGGAGGUGUACUGUCUAAAGAUGGGGAGCGAAGAAACAAAACUGGACCUGGAGACGACGCGCAUGUUCGCCAAGGAUGUCCAGGACGGCGUCGAACGAGGCGAUCAUUUGAGACCACACCACAACAGCAACAAGUCGGGGGCGGCGGGCGCGGUCAAGUCGGAGAGAAAGAGUGCUGUACAUGCCACGCCUAGAGGGGCGGCCGGUGGUGCUGGAGAUGUGUUUGGGAUGUUAGAUGAACUCACUCCUAAUGCAUUGGGUCGCCGGAACGGAAGCGUCAAGAGGAAAGCAGACUUCGAAUCCCCCGUGCCGCGGAAGGUCAGUCGGCCGGAGACUAUGACGACAAAAACACCCGCUAGAGGAGGAAAGACGGAAGGGUCUGCAGGCAUUCCUUUUUCCGAACGACAAAAUGCAGGGCAGACGGUCGAAAUCUUAAACGGCCACCUACCCUCCGCGGAGCCGCCUAUUGCGCCCUUCUCUGAAGCCCGCCUCCAGUUCCUCCUUCGCUCCGAUUUCAAAAAGUUUGCAUAUAAGCCUAUGGCGAUGCACUUGUCCGAUUCCUCCGAGGUGUUGGACGACAGAAUCGACGAUUUCAUGGCAUUGAUCCAACAAGCCCAUAACUUGGACGAGUCGGCUUUUGGCAAUGCAGCGGCUCAAAGUACCAGCGAGAUCGUUGCCGUGGGUCGAAUCGCGUCCGACACUCCAGAAGGGAAACUAAAUUCGGCUUCCUUGGUGCUGGAGAUGUCUAGACGGAUGGGUGCUGGGCUUCGUGUCCCAUUGAAGGUCGACGCGUUGCCUUCCUAUCAAUUCUUUCCCGGACAAAUCGUUGCCGUACGAGGCACGAAUGCCUCCGGACUCUACUUUACAGUCAAGGAGAUCUUGUCGGCCCCCAGACUGCCUAUGCCUUCGUCCACUCCAAACCAAAUUGAAGCUAUCAACCAGAAACUCGGUGUAUCCGACGAUUCCGAUUCUUCCUCGCCACCUCUCAACAUCAUGAUCGCUUCGGGCCCUUAUACGGCCGAGGAUAACUUGGACUUUGAACCUUUCCAAGAACUGUGUCAGAAAGCCGCCGAAAACAUGGUCGACGCCCUGAUCUUGACCGGCCCCUUCCUUGACAUUGAACAUCCAAUGCUUGCAUCUGGGGACUUCGACUUGCCAGAUAUCCGAGGGUUAGACCAGGGAGCGAGUAUGGCGGCACUCUUCCGACUGUGGAUUGCUGGGCCUCUCCAACGCCUCUGCUCCGCCGUGCCGAGUAUCACCGUCCUCAUCGUCCCCAGCGUGCGGGACGCAAUCAGUAAACACGUCAGCUGGCCCCAAGAGCGACCUCCGCGGAAGGAUCUUGCUCUGCCAAAGCAAGUUACCAUGCUGCCAAAUCCCUGUUAUGUCUCCCUGAACGAAGUCGUGAUUGGCAUUUCCUCGCAAGACAUUUUGUACGAACUGAGCCGAGAACAGCUGUCCCAUGGCGCAGGGUCAGACCUCCUUACCCGAUUACCGAGCUUCUUGAUUGACCAAAGACAUUUCUUCCCACUGUUCCCGCCCAUGUCACGGGACAAGCUGUCAAGUAACGGGGUGGUCAAAGCAACGGGCGCAUGUUUGGAUGUCGGAUACCUGAAGCUGGGCGAAUGGAUGGCAGUGAAGCCGGAUGUGCUCGUCUUGCCUAGCAUUUUGACCCCUUCCAUCAAGGUCGUUGACGGCGUAAUGAUCAUCAACCCCGGACAAUUGUCGAAACGGAAAGCGGCAGGGACGUAUUCUCAGAUGACUGUAACUCCCCGGAUACUGAGCGAGGAAGAAAAGGCAGAGAGAACCGUUUUGCACAAGGUGUUUGAACGUGCAAGAGUCGAGGUCGUGAGGAUAUAG
Exophiala dermatitidis NIH/UT8656 is the source of this 1989-nucleotide messenger RNA. Its product is annotated as DNA polymerase alpha subunit B. Gene Ontology annotation, cellular component: alpha DNA polymerase:primase complex. Lineage: Eukaryota; Fungi; Ascomycota; Eurotiomycetes; Chaetothyriales; Herpotrichiellaceae. The record is from RefSeq and is a predicted model, not a curated record. Gene Ontology annotation, molecular function: DNA binding. The coding region runs from base 1 to 1989 and encodes 662 amino acids. The transcript is spliced from 4 exons. Gene Ontology annotation, biological process: DNA replication initiation; DNA replication.